Messenger RNA from Nerophis lumbriciformis (worm pipefish), 2418 nucleotides. NCBI's taxonomy places the organism in Eukaryota, Metazoa, Chordata, Actinopteri, Syngnathiformes, Syngnathidae. The record is from RefSeq and is a predicted model, not a curated record.
AUGGACCCGGGAAUCCACUUUGAACACUGGAGAGAAUUCUUCUUUUUUUGCCUGAUUUUUUCUGUGUCGUCUGGAGAGGUGCGUUACGUCCUUCCGGAGGAGAUGCUGACAGGUUCUGUAAUCGGGAACAUCGCACGGGAUCUGGGUCUGCAAGUGAGGGAGCUCGGUGCUCGUCGCGCCCGUGUUGUUGCAGACGGAACGAGCCGGCUGUGCGAACUGGACUUGUCAUCUGGCAAUCUUUUAAUCAGCCAACGGAUCGACCGAGAGGAGCUUUGCGCACAGGGAAGCGUGUGCACCAUCCAGCAUCAGCUUUUACUAGAGGACCCCCUCCAAGCAUUCAGUCUACUUUUAGACAUUGCAGACAUUAACGACAACACUCCAGUGUUUGCUGCAGAGGAGAUUAAUCUUGAUUUGGUUGAAUCCACUGUGCUUGGGAGACGUUUUCCACUGGAGAGUGCGCAUGACCCUGAUCUGGGCACCAACUCUGUCAGUGAAUACAAAUUAAGCCCAAAUGACCAUUUUGGCCUGGAAAUGAGUACCCAAAUAAAUGGUAAUGCAUAUCCAGAGCUUGUUCUUAAAAAGGCACUGGACCGAGAGGCUGAAGCUGAACAUGUAAUGAAAAUCAAUGGCAUUGACCGGGGAAGUCCAGCCAGAACUGGGACUGCUUCUAUCCGUAUCCGUGUUUUGGAUGCCAAUGAUAAUGUCCCAGUUUUCAGCCAACGCGUUUACAGAGCAUCUGUUCCAGAAAACUCUGUCACAGGAACUUUAAUUGUGCAACUGAAUGCCACAGACUCAGAUGAUAGUUUAUAUGGAGAGGUUACAUACUCUUUCAGUCAUCUGACAGACAAGACGAGAGGAGUUUUUCACAUUGACCCUCUGACCGGUGAAGUUCGAGUCGCAGGUGUCAUUGACUACGAGGAGGCGAGUACUCAUGAAUUGGACGUCCAAGCUAAAGAUGGCGGCGGCCAGGCCUCCCAUUGCAAGCUGAUCAUUGAUGUCAUCGACGUCAAUGACAACAAACCCGUGAUUGAAAUAAAGUCAGCGUCAGCAAACAUCCUGGAAGACGCCAAACCCGGAACAAUGGUGGCCCUCAUCAACAUUUAUGACAUGGACACUGCGAAUAGUGGAAACGUUGCAUGUUCCAUUCCUGACAAUGUCCCGUUUCAAAUUGAAUCAGAAGUGAAAAACUAUUAUAUGUUGGUGACAUCUGACAUGCUAGACAGAGAGGUUCAAUCGGUGUAUAACAUUACUGUUACUGCCACUGACUCGGGCACUCCCCCUCUGGAGAGUGUAAAAGUUUUAACAAUAGUGAUUAACGAUGUAAAUGACAACCCCCCAACUUUUACCCAGCACGAGUACACCGCCAACAUCCUAGAAAACCAACCUGUUGGCACGUUUGUUUUGAAAGUCACAGCGCAGGACAUGGACGAUGCAUCUAAUGCUAAAUUAAUAUACCAAAUAUCAAAAGAGACCGAUUUGGAAGUUUCCUCUUAUCUUACCAUUAACAUGGAAACAGGAGAGCUUUUCACAUCGCGGCUUUUUGAUUAUGAGAAGUCAGUUUACUUCCAAAUCAAGGUGGAAGCCCGCGAUAGUGGCGACCCCCAACUCACCACCACCUGCACUGUCAACGUUUUUAUAAAGGAUCAAAAUGACAACACGCCAGUCGUUCUAUAUCCUGUACAAGCCUUUGUAGCUGAGGAUGUAGUACCCUUGGAAGCACCGAGAGGCUAUUUAGUCACUAAGGUGGUUGCUGUAGACGCCGACUCGGGCCACAAUGCGUGGUUGUCUUACAGAAUAAUCAAAGAAACACAGCCCAAUCUGUUUAUGGUGGGAUUACACACCGGUGAAAUUAGAACUCUGCGAACCUUUAUGGAGUUUGAUGAACCUAAGCAAACAGUUAUUAUUGCGGUAACAGAUAACGGGGUAGAAGCCCUGUCUGCAACAGCGACAGUUAGUAUCGCCAUUGGAGAGGGGUUGCCAGUUCUACAAGAUCUCUUUGAACUAGUUGAUGAAUCCCAGGACAACGAUAGUUUGAGGCUUUAUUUGAUUAUUGCCCUGUUCACCGUUUCUUUCCUCUUAAUACUUUUAAUCAUCGGAGUUUUUUAUUUCAAGCUUUGUCGCCGUAGUUAUGUCUACCGUUCAACGGCAGCUAGUCUUCCUGUUUUCCCCACGUACUAUCCACCUAGUUUCACAGAUUUUAGUCACUGUGGGACAUUGCUGAAAGAUGAUCGGUAUGAUCCGUUUCUGACCACAGGCUCAUGGAGAGGCGAUUUUCGCUUCGGUUCAAACACAGACACCGACACGCUAAAGAAAAGAAGCGCCGCAUACCAAAAGAACACCUUAAGGCGCAUCAGCGCUGACAGAUCAACCCUGAAGGUUCGGGCUGGUCCGUCACAUCCUUGUUAUGUGGUCACUUGA